Molossus molossus (Pallas's mastiff bat) is the source of this 1390-nucleotide messenger RNA. It is a transcript of the gene HAGH, whose product is annotated as hydroxyacylglutathione hydrolase. NCBI's taxonomy places the organism in Eukaryota, Metazoa, Chordata, Mammalia, Chiroptera, Molossidae. The transcript has 10 exons. The coding region runs from base 328 to 1164 and encodes 278 amino acids. The record is from RefSeq and is a predicted model, not a curated record. Gene Ontology annotation, cellular component: mitochondrion. Gene Ontology annotation, biological process: glutathione metabolic process. Gene Ontology annotation, molecular function: hydroxyacylglutathione hydrolase activity.
CCCGCCCACACCUCGCACUGCCGCUCGCUCUCCGCCCUGGUCAUGGUGCUGAGCCGGCUGCUCUGCCGCCGGAGUCUUACCGCGGUAGGAGCCACCUGCGCCCGCCGCGGCCUGGGAUUUUAAUUCUCGUUGACUGAGCCAGGCAGGCCGGUUGGGGUCGAGAAAGGCUGCGCAGCAGUUGGGGCAGAUUUUGAGAGGGCUGAAGACAGAGAUUGGGGUAACUGGUCAGCUGAGGUUGCUGAAGGAUUUGUGCUAGGUCCAGCCCUGCUGGGAAUCCUCCUCUAUCACACGGAUUUGAGGAAGAGCUUAACUGUGGAACAGGGCGUCAUGAAGGUUGAAUUACUGCCUGCCCUGACGGAUAACUACAUGUACCUGAUCAUCGAUGAUGACACCAAGGAGGCCGCCAUUGUGGACCCAGUACAGCCCCAGAAGGUGGGAGGUUGUAGAAAUGGCAAAAAAGCAUGGCGUGAAGCUGACUACUCUGCUCACCACCCACCAUCAUUGGUCUUUUCAACUUCCAGGGACCAUGCUGGCGGGAAUGAGAAGCUUGUCAAGUUGGAGCCAGGAUUGAAGGUGUAUGGGGGUGAUGACCGGAUCGGGGCCCUGACUCACAAGGUUACACACCUGUCUACACUGGAGGUGGGGUCUCUGAAUGUCAAGUGCCUGUCGACACCGUGUCACACUUCUGGACACAUCUGCUACUUUGUGAGCAAGCCUGGCAGUUCUGAGCCCCCUGCGGUGUUUACAGCCUUACUGCUCCAUGGCUGUCCUCUUUCAGGUGACACCUUGUUUGUGGCUGGCUGCGGGAAGUUCUAUGAAGGGACCGCGGACGAGAUGUAUAAAGCCCUGAUCGAGGUCCUGGGCCGGCUCCCUCCAGACACAAGAGUAUACUGUGGCCAUGAAUAUACCAUCAACAACCUCAAGUUUGCUCGCCACGUGGAGCCCAGCAACACCGCCAUUCAGGAGAAACUGGCCUGGGCCAAGGAGAAGUACAAUAUUGGGGAGCCCACAGUGCCGUCCACCCUUGCAGAGGAGUUCACCUAUAACCCGUUCAUGAGAGUGAGGGAGAAGACGGUGCAGCAGCAUGCGGGCGAGACGGACCCCGUCACCACCAUGAGGGCCAUCCGCAAAGAGAAGGACAAUUUCAAGGUGCCCCGGGACUGAGGCGGCCAUGGGGCCUGGGGCCUGGGGUGCCCAUGGCUGCUGACUUCAAACGCAUUCUGCUAUUCAGAUGUUUUAGGUGAACUUUCUGCUGGGAAUGUUAAGAAAUUGAGUCUUGGUUUAAUUUUAAAUUAAUUUCAAAGCCCUUUGCUUGUGUUAUCAAAUGUUUUAAUGCAUAUUUAUAAGAGAAGAAUUUAGAAAGUAUUUAUUCCUGGAAGUUCUGCUUGCA